Hipposideros armiger (great roundleaf bat) is the source of this 3005-nucleotide messenger RNA. RefSeq names its product arylsulfatase family member I (gene ARSI). Bases 418 to 2139 code for a protein of 573 amino acids. Gene Ontology annotation, molecular function: sulfuric ester hydrolase activity. The transcript is spliced from 2 exons. The record is from RefSeq and is a predicted model, not a curated record. NCBI's taxonomy places the organism in Eukaryota, Metazoa, Chordata, Mammalia, Chiroptera, Hipposideridae.
GGAGAAAGGGAAAGCAGAGGCAAGAGAAAUUAGGAGACGGGAGAAAUCGAGGGCUAGAAGGAAGAGGAGAGAGUCCGAGGAUGGUGGAGAGCACUUUUUGGAAGUCACCACGCCGCGUCUCAGGCUGGCCGGGCUGAGCUGGGGGAGAGGGAGCGAGGGCGGCGCAGGGCAGGCGAGAGGGCGGCGAGAGGCAGCUCAGCGCGGGCCUGACCUCCCCUGACGCCGAGCUGCGGCCGCGCAGGUCCGACCUCGCCGUCUGGUAGCCGGUCCCGGACCAUUCACCCCUCCGCCCCCGGGGGCGCUGAUCGCUCCCGAAGCGUCCAGGCCAGCUGACCCGCGGGCGUGCGGACCUUGCGCCCUGGGCGCGCACAGCGGUGAGGCCCGGGGAGCCCUGCGCGCCGGGGCACGCGGGCGGGCAUGGCGAUGCACGCCCUCACCGGAUUCUCGCUGGUCAGCUUGCUCAGCUUUGGCUACCUGUCCUGGGACUGGGCCAAGCCGAGCCUGGUGGCCGACGGUCCCGCCGAGGCCGGUGAGCCGCCCUCGGCCGCUCCUCCCCAGCCUCCCCACAUCAUCUUCAUCCUCACCGACGACCAGGGUUACCACGAUGUGGGCUACCAUGGCUCAGAUAUCGAGACCCCUACGCUGGACCGGCUGGCCGCCGAAGGUGUCAAGUUGGAGAAUUAUUAUAUCCAGCCCAUCUGCACGCCUUCGCGGAGCCAACUUCUCACCGGCAGGUACCAGAUCCACACAGGACUUCAGCACUCCAUCAUCCGCCCUCGGCAGCCCAACUGCCUGCCCCUGGACCAGGUGACACUGCCCCAGAAGCUGCAGGAGGCAGGUUACUCUACCCACAUGGUGGGCAAGUGGCACCUGGGCUUCUAUCGAAAGGAGUGCCUGCCUACCCGCCGGGGCUUUGACACCUUCCUGGGCUCACUCACGGGCAAUGUGGACUACUACACCUAUGACAACUGCGAUGGCCCUGGGGUAUGCGGCUUUGACCUGCAUGAGGGUGAGAGUGUGGCCUGGGGGCUCAGCGGCCAGUACUCUACCAUGCUCUACGCCCAGCGUGUCAGCCACAUCCUAGCCAGCCAUAGCCCCCGGCGGCCCCUCUUCCUCUAUGUGGCCUUCCAGGCAGUGCACACGCCCCUGCAGUCCCCUCGUGAGUACCUCUACCGCUACCGUACCAUGGGCAACGUGGCCCGGCGGAAGUACGCCGCAAUGGUGACAUGCAUGGAUGAGGCUGUGCGUAAUAUCACCUGGGCCCUUAAGCGCUAUGGUUUCUACAACAAUAGUGUCAUUAUCUUCUCCAGCGACAAUGGCGGCCAGACCUUCUCAGGAGGCAGCAACUGGCCCUUGCGGGGACGCAAGGGCACUUACUGGGAAGGUGGCGUGCGGGGCCUGGGCUUCGUCCAUAGCCCCCUGCUCAAGCGAAAGCGCCGGACCAGCCGGGCGCUGGUGCACAUCACUGAUUGGUACCCAACCCUGGUGGGUCUGGCAGGUGGCACCGCCUCGGCAGCUGAUGGGCUAGAUGGCUAUGACGUGUGGCCAGCCAUCAGCGAGGGCCGGGCCUCACCGCGCACGGAGAUCCUGCACAACAUUGACCCGCUCUACAACCACGCUCGGCACGGCUCCCUUGAGGGUGGCUUUGGCAUCUGGAACACUGCUGUGCAGGCUGCCAUCCGUGUGGGCGAGUGGAAGCUGCUGACUGGAGACCCCGGCUAUGGUGAUUGGAUCCCACCGCAGACGCUGGCUGCCUUUCCUGGCAGCUGGUGGAACCUGGAGCGGAUGGCCAGUGCCCGCCAGGCCGUGUGGCUCUUCAAUAUCAGUGCUGACCCCUACGAACGGGAGGACCUAGCUGACCAGCGGCCCGACGUGGUUCGUGCCCUGCUAGCCCGCCUGGUGGACUAUAACCGCACAGCCAUCCCUGUGCGCUACCCGGCUGAGAAUCCCCGAGCCCAUCCUGACUUUAACGGGGGUGCUUGGGGGCCCUGGGCCACGGAUGAAGAGGAGGAGGAGGAGGAGGAGGACGCAAGGGCUCGAAGCUUCUCCCGGGGGCGCCGCAAGAAAAAAUGCAAGAUUUGCAAGCUGCGAUCCUUUUUCCGUAAACUCAACACCAGACUGAUGUCCCACCGGAUCUGAUGGGGGGGAGGUGAGGAUCUCUGCCCCCCUAGAUAUACUCCCCUACUCAAGCCUGGCCCUGUUCCUCUCCAGGGCCUGAGGUCAUGUCCCCAUCUGCAGGGAAAUGGAGGGGGUGCGGCCCCUCCGUUGAAGGGUGGGGAGCUUGGCUUGGGGGGUGGCAGGAGAAUGAACUAGACUGGGAUUCCUGGGCCCCAGUCUUGCCUCUCCAUUGAUUUGUUCUGUGACCUCAGGUGAUCUGCACAAGCUCUCUGGGCCUCAGUUUCCUCACCUGUGAAAUGAGCUUUAAUGACUCUAUGGCUCUGUAGUGUGGACCUGGUGCUUGGGGCCAUGGUGGAGUUCUUGCCAACUUCACCAUCUCCCUCCCAGAUCAUUUAAGGCCUCACCUUUGAGCCCUCUGUGAUUCUGCUUGGGUGAGGGGCCACAUGGAGGCAACUCUAGGCCUGGACCCCAGCCAUGGCAUUGCAAUCUGGCUGCUCUGAAGGGAUCCCUGAUUGUUGAAGGUGGAGGUGCAGGAAUCAGGGGGUGACCUCCCUGGGUCCUUACAUGGCCUGGGCCAGUCCUGGGGCUGGACUGGUGGUAGAGGCUGUGGCGGAGAGCUCUCCUUUCUGUUCCCAGAACUCAGAGGAAUUGGCCCAGCUGUUGGUGCUACAGGACCAAAGGUGGUGGACCAAACAGCUGUGAAAAGAGCCCCUGAACCAACAAACAGGACACCUGGGUUCUGCUUUGACCUUGGGCCCAGUCCUUCCCCUCUGAGCCUCAAUUUCCCCACCUGCAAAUGGGGAUGCUAGCCCUGGCUCUGCCUACCUCACAGGGCUAUAGAGGACUGGCCAGGCUAGCGGUUGUGGGGGAGCCGUGAAGCUGAUUAA